Molecule: messenger RNA, 462 nt
Organism: Trichoderma virens Gv29-8
Lineage: Eukaryota; Fungi; Ascomycota; Sordariomycetes; Hypocreales; Hypocreaceae
Exons: 2
Coding region: 1-462 (153 amino acids)
Source: RefSeq, a predicted model, not a curated record
AUGCAUUCUUCUGAAGACACAUCCGUUGAAGUUUCUACACCUUCGGGCAAUGCCCUGAGUGCCAUGGACACCAUCAAGGCAAUGUUUAGCCCCGCGAUAACAAGGAACCAGCCAAACCCCGUCUACGUUGAAAUGGCGGCACGCUGCUACCAUAUCCAAUCGCGCGUUUUGCAUAUUCCUGACCGGUUCGGCUACUUCUUGCCCGGCCCUCCUCGCCUAGCGGCUCAGGACGCCUUUGCGUUUGCGCUUAUAUUUUUCACCUUUGGAUUACCGCUUGCCGCGUUUGCAAUUUGCUGGGUAGUUUUCAAGUCCGUUAGACAAGAGAUCCUAUUAGGGACAAUAGGUUAUUUAGUCAUGUGCUUCAUGCUGUUAGUACUCCUUUGGGCAGUAGAGAUUCACAGAUACCGGCGCAUGCGAGGCCAUGAUGGUGAGGACGUGGAGUUGAAGGUGCUACUGGAAUGA